This is a messenger RNA of Pseudocercospora fijiensis CIRAD86, 1212 nucleotides long. RefSeq lists its product as uncharacterized. The record is from RefSeq and is a predicted model, not a curated record. Gene Ontology annotation, biological process: pyruvate biosynthetic process; D-serine biosynthetic process; L-serine metabolic process. Bases 1 to 1212 code for a protein of 403 amino acids. The transcript has 2 exons. Gene Ontology annotation, molecular function: serine racemase activity; L-serine ammonia-lyase activity; magnesium ion binding. NCBI's taxonomy places the organism in Eukaryota, Fungi, Ascomycota, Dothideomycetes, Mycosphaerellales, Mycosphaerellaceae.
AUGACAGAUCAUAGCACAUGCCCACCGCUCACGCGGCAGUCCGUCAAAAAUGCACAUAAACGCAUCGAGCCUUAUAUCCAUCGUACGCCAGUCGUCACUUGCGAAACUCUCAACAGAAUAGCAUCGACCGCACAAUCAGAAAGAGACGAGGGCCGACCAGUUGGCGAGACAAGUAAUGGGACAGCAAAUCCAAAGAUCAGGUUAUUCUUCAAAUGCGAGAAUCAUCAGAGGAUUGGAGCUUUCAAAGCACGAGGUGCAUUCCAUGCGCUUGGCCGCUUAAUCGAAGUAAAGGGCCUGGAGAAUGUUCGCAAGACGGGUGUAGUCACACACAGCAGCGGCAAUCACGCUCAAGCUCUCGCCCUCGCUGCCAAAACUCAUGGCGUCCCGGCUCACAUCGUUAUGCCCACGAUAAGCACGCCUUCCAAAAUCGCUGGUACCAAGAGUCAUGGGGCCAAUGUCAUCUUCUCAGGCUCGACUUCUGAUGAGCGUGAAGCUGUCGUAAGAGAUGUGAUAGCAAAGACGGGCGCGACAUUGAUCCCACCUUAUGAUCAUCCUGAUAUCAUCUUGGGACAAGGAACUCAGGCUUUGGAGUUGGAAGAGCAGGCGAAAGACUUGAUAUCACAACAUCCUGACUUGAGCGUGAGUCGAGAGAAGUCAGGUUUGGAUGCAGUUAUAGCACCAAUCGGUGGUGGAGGAAUGCUGAGUGGGAUUUGCACUGCACUUCACGGGACCGGGAUCAAAGUCUUCGGCGCCGAACCAAACUUCGAAGGUGCGAAUGAUGCAGAGCUGGGGUUAAAGCAGGGAAAGAGGAUCGAAAAAGUCAAGACUUUGACGAUCGCUGACGGUUUGAGAACGCCUGUCGGUGAGAUACCUUGGAGUAUCAUUACGGACAAGAGCAAGUUGGAGAGUAUUUUCAGCGUGAGCGAAGAGCAGAUCAAGGCUGCUUUACGACUGGCGAUGGAAAGGGCAAAGUUGUUCAUUGAGCCUUCUGCUGCUACGACACUAGCGGUUGUGCUUUACAAUGAAGAGUUUCGAUUAUUGGUCGAGAGCAUGGCUGGCAACGAAGGAUGGAACAUCGGUGUGAUUCUCAGUGGUGGCAACACCACUGUCGAGGCGAUUGCGAAAUUGUUCACCCCAACGACAAAUGGAGAAAGGGAGGCUGCGAAGAUUGGCGUCAAUGGCGAGAAGACUGCUGAAAAUGUUGCAGGAUAG